AUGCCGAAGCCGCCGUUGCUGCUGCGGGGGAGCCGCCCCGGGGACAGCGAGCUGGGGCGGCAGUUCCGGGACUGGUGUUUGCGCACCUACGGGGACUCGGCCAAAACCAAGACGGUGACCCGGAGCAAGUAUCAACGAAUCGCCGAGGUGCUGCAGGGGGGAUCCGGCUCCGGUGGCGGCUCCGGCGGGGGGGAGAAAGGCAAGUUCCAGUUCUGGGUCCGGUCCAAGGGCUUCCGCCUGGGAAACGGCACCAGGGAGGCGACGAAGAUGGGUCAAGUGGUGGUAUAUGUGCCGGUGAAAACGGGAACGGGGGCAGAUGGACUGUCGGAGCCCGAGGGCAUCUCUCUGAAACGCGUGGCAGUGGUGGAAGAUUUCUUUGACAUCAUCUACUCCAUGCAUGUGGAGAGCUCGUCGGAGCCGGGCAAAGCACCCAAACAUGCGGGGCAGAAGAAAACCUACCGAGCGAUCGCAGAGACCUACGCUUUCCUGCCCAGGGAGGCUGUGACCAGGUUCCUGAUGAGCUGCACCGAGUGCCAGAAGAGGAUGCACUUCAACUCCAACGGCCUGGAGCCCAAAGAGAGUGAACCACCUUCCUCCUUGGUUUCUGGGAUCAUUGACUACAACAUGCCCCUCACCUCCACCUACCUGAAGCAGAUGAAGCUGCGGGUGAUGAACUCUCAGGAGCAGGAUGAGACCUCGGUGAGCAGCGAGGACUUUGAUAUGAACGACUCCACAUGGAUCUCAGCUGACCAGCACCUGAACUCCAGCCUGAGCCCCAGCCAGGACGAGAGCAUGCGCAGCCCUCAGCCCCUGCCUGGCCAUGAGGACGAUGACUCCUCGUCAGAGAGCUGCAGCGGGAAUGGUUCCUCCACCCUGAACCCCUCCACCUCCAGCAGCACGCAGGGCGACAGCAGCUUCCCCGAGAUGAACGGCAAUGGCCCCGCGGCCCCCAUGGACUUCACGGCAGCGGCCGACGAGCAGCCGAUCAACCUCUGCGACAAGCUGGCCCCUGCCCACCCCACCCCCUCCUACCCCCCGGACGGCUGCAGCGCCGACGGCCUGCGCAGCAGGGUCAAGUACGCCGUGAAGAGCACCGCAGAGUCCCCCCCAUACAGCUCUGGAAGCUACGACUCCAUCAAGACAGAGGUCAGCGGCUGCCCGGAGGACCUGACCGUGGGCAGGGCCCCCACGGCUGAUGAAGAUGACGAUGACCACGAUGACCACGAAGACAACGACAAGAUAAAUGACUCGGAGGGGAUGGACCCCGAGAGGCUAAAAGCCUUCAAUAUGUUUGUGCGCCUUUUCGUGGAUGAGAACCUGGACAGGAUGGUUCCCAUCUCCAAGCAGCCCAAGGAGAAGAUCCAGGCCAUCAUCGAGUCCUGCAGCAGGCAGUUCCCCGAGUUCCAGGAGCGGGCACGGAAGCGCAUCCGCACCUACCUCAAGUCCUGCCGCCGCAUGAAGAAGAACGGCAUGGAGAUGACCAGACCCACACCACCACACCUGACCUCAGCCAUGGCGGAGAACAUCCUGGCUGCUGCCUGUGAGAGCGAAACGCGGAAGGCAGCCAAGAGGAUGCGGCUGGAGAUCUACCAAACGUCCCAGGACGAACCGAUUGCUCUGGACAAGCAGCACUCCAGAGACUCCACAGCCAUCACCCACUCCUCCUACUCACUGCCAGCUUCAUCCUACUCCCAAGACCCAGUCUACAUCAACGGCAGCCUCAACUACAGCUACCGUGGCUACGGGUCCCUGGGGGGCAGCCUGCAGCCCCCUGCCUCCCUCCAGACAGGCAACCACAGUAACGGUCCGACCGAUCUCAGCAUGAAAGGUGGGGCCUCCAGCACGGCGCCCUCCAACAGCACCAGCAGGGGGAUGCAGGCUGCGCAGCUCAGCCCCACGGAGAUCAGCGCCGUGCGGCAGCUGAUCGCCGGCUACCGAGAGUCGGCGGCAUUCCUGCUGCGCUCCGCAGACGAACUGGAAAACCUCAUUUUGCAGCAGAACUGA
Indicator indicator is the source of this 2004-nucleotide messenger RNA. It is a transcript of the gene NOL4L, whose product is annotated as nucleolar protein 4 like. The coding region runs from base 1 to 2004 and encodes 667 amino acids. The record is from RefSeq and is a predicted model, not a curated record. NCBI's taxonomy places the organism in Eukaryota, Metazoa, Chordata, Aves, Piciformes, Indicatoridae. The transcript is spliced from 11 exons.